Messenger RNA from Impatiens glandulifera, 1208 nucleotides. RefSeq lists its product as uncharacterized. The record is from RefSeq and is a predicted model, not a curated record. Bases 176 to 925 code for a protein of 249 amino acids. Lineage: Eukaryota; Viridiplantae; Streptophyta; Magnoliopsida; Ericales; Balsaminaceae. The transcript has 7 exons. Gene Ontology annotation, molecular function: zinc ion binding.
AAUUUUUAGAGAGAGAAAGAGAAAAAGAAGAUAUAAAAGACCAUUUGAGGACCUUUGAGGUUUACCUAAAAGAAGACUCUAAACUGAAGUACACUAAUCCAGCAAUCCUAUCCAGAGAAGGCGUUGCGUUCAUCGCGCGAUCAUCGUUUCUUACUGUAAAUCUCCAUCUCCGCAAAUGAAAUCUGACGGUGAAAAUGGAAUUGGAAGCAACAUCAAUGGUGAUGUGCAGAAGGAUAUUACGAAAAGCGAUGAAGAUGUUCUAACUAUUGUUGUUUCGAAUGGUGAAUUGGUUAAUUCGUUACAAGGAAGUUCAGAAUUGCCUCCAUCGAAUCUUACUGUGAUUGUUGAUUCUGCUGAUGAGGUGGUGGUCAGUACGAAUUCUCCUAGGAAAGAAUGUUUAUCGAGCAAUGCAAGUUCAUGCGAUGAAUGCAGAGUUUGUCAGCAGGAGAAGGAAGAGAAUUUGAUAGACCUUGGAUGUCAAUGUCGAGGUGGACUUGCCAGAGCACACAAGUCUUGCAUAACUGCCUGGUUUCAAAUACGUGGCUCCAAUAUGUGUGAAAUAUGCCAACAAGUUGCUGCCAAUGUACCUCCUCCAGAAUCUCAGCCACAUCACACAAGUUACUGGGUGUGGAGGACUGAUCCAGGUUUUAGAGGGUCCAUCAUUGCACAAGAACAAAGAGGAGGUGUUAACGCUCUUUGGGUUGCAUUUGCAAUACUAAUUGGUGGUCUUUUACUGGACGUUCUUAUAUCCAUUACCCUUGGCGUUUCUGCAUUACCCGUUAACAUCAUAAUAGGUGUUAUUGUUGUACUUGGACUUGGAACUACUAUUCGUCUCGGGCUUGAAUACUGUCAAGAAUGGAAUGCAAGAAGAGUGACUCGGAGAGUUGAGACGACUAUGCAUAUGGGAUAUCAUCCUGCUUUGUAGAAUAAUAAUGUAUCGAUACCGAAAUAAUUAACCUUUCUUUUUAUACAUGUAUUCUGAGAUUUGUAUUGUUAUGUAUAGGAUGGGCGUCAUUCUGAACCCUCCUUCGAUCGAUAUUAGCAGAAAUGAUCUUGUCGUCGAUAAAGGUAUUGUUCUAAUGUGUAUUUUGUUAUUGGCAUUGAAUUCUUAAGCCAUUGAGAUACUAUGUAUGUUCUUACUCACUUUUAUAAAGUUUACUAAAAAAAGACUUUUGACUUAGUUUCUUGAAUAGAAGAGUUGUUUUAUU